Lolium perenne is the source of this 1110-nucleotide messenger RNA. RefSeq lists its product as uncharacterized. The record is from RefSeq and is a predicted model, not a curated record. Lineage: Eukaryota; Viridiplantae; Streptophyta; Magnoliopsida; Poales; Poaceae. Gene Ontology annotation, molecular function: catalytic activity.
AUGGAAACGAAGAUAUCUAAAGAAAGGGUAGAAGGUUUGCAAGCUACUCUCGGUUUUGCUGGAUGUUUUGCUGUUGCAAGUUCAGGACUGAGUGGUGGUGUUGCUUUGUUUUGGUCAGCUGACGUGUUAGUCGACCUGAAAAAUUUCAGUUCCUGCCACAUAGACGUGUCGGUGAGGAGAAACGAUUGUAUUGAGGAUGAAUGGAGGUUUACGGGGUUCUAUGGAGCCCCCAGGGCUGAAGACCGCUGUCAUAGUUGGAGGUUUCUUCGGACCCUUUUUGCUUUAGAGCAUACGGCGUGGUUGUGUCUGGGAGAUUUUAAUGAAACUUUAUAUGCGUCAGAGCAUUUCUCGCGAGCGGCAAGGCCAGAGUGGCAGAUGAGAGCCUUUCGUGAAGUGAUCGAUGAGUGUUUGUUCCAGGAUCUUGGCUGGUCUGGGACAGAAUACACAUGGGAUAAUGGUCAGGCGGGUGAUGCUAAUGUCAAGGCUAGGCUUGACCGUGCCUUUGGCAAUGAGGCUUUCUUAUCAAAAUUCGAGAACACUAAAGUGCGGCAUGUUGUGACCACCGAAUCAGACCAUUGUGUCUUGCUGGUGGAGCUUCGGAGCAGCAUGGCUGAUAGGAAUGGGAGGAGUGGCAAACAGUUUCGCUAUGAGAAUGUUUGGCAGACUCACCCAGACUAUGACCGACUUGUACUUGAUAGCUGGAGGCGAGGUGCAGGUGCUGAUGGACUAGGUGGUGUAGUCCAGGCUCUCUCCACAAUGCAGAAUAAGUUGAGUACAUGGGGAGCAAAAGAAUUCGGGUGUUUGGCGCGCAAGGCUAGGAAGCUUCGUCAGAAGCUAAAUAAUCUCCGCAUCCGAUCUGUGGGUAGAGGACCAACGGAUGAAGAGAAGGCGAUAACUAAGAAAUUACGUGAAGUCCUACGUCAAGAAGAGAUUUGGAUGCGCCAGCGAUCCAGAGUCCAAUGGCUGCGAAAGGGAGAUCGCAACACAGCCUAUUUUCACUCCUGUGCAGCGCAGCGGAAGAGAACGAACAAGAUUGUAGAACUUGAACGAGUGGAUGGUACAAAAUGUAUGACUUGGGAGGAUAACUGUGAAGAGAUUCAAGGCUUUUAG